UCGAACGUAGUGCUUCAGCAUCCAGAAUAGUUUACGAAAAACACAAAUAAAUUCUAUGGCAUCAAGUGGUGCAUGAAUGAAAGUGGCCAAUUUCGUCCACCGUGACUUCCGUCAGGCACAUCCCGCUGUAAACAGAGCGCAAGUGACCAUAGAAUUUUCGCCAACCCGACGGACAACGCCAAGGCCCGGCAAUAAUGGGCGGGCAGAAAUUUCAAUACGAUGAAAGCGGUGGAACGUUUUUCUACUUUAUCCUAUCGUUCCUGGCGCUGAUCCUCAUACCGGCCACUUUCUACUUCUGGCCGCGCAAGAAAAAGGAAGAUCCAGUAUCAAAAGAUGAAAACUGCAAUUGCGAGAAUUGCCUUAAAAAGCGUGCCGCCAUGGAACAUUCGGAUCCGUACAAGGGCACGAAAGAGUUUCUGGUGAAGCUAGCAAUCGUAGCCGGAUGGGCGCUGCUAAUAUUCCUCACCUAUAAGGUGUCCCAGUUCGACUACGAGAUGUCCAACUUUGACCCGUACGAGAUCCUAGGCGUACCGCUCGGUACGUCCCAGAAGGACAUAAAGAAAGCGUACCGCACGUUAUCCGUGAUCUUACAUCCGGACAAGGAAACCGGCGACGAAAAGGCGUUCAUGAAGCUUACCAAAGCCUACCAGGCGCUGACGGACGACGAGGCACGCAAGAACUGGGAAAAGUAUGGCAAUCCGGACGGCCCGGGAGCCACCUCGUUCGGAAUUGCCCUCCCAUCCUGGAUCGUCGAGAAGGAAAACUCCGUGUGGGUGCUUGGACUUUACGCGCUCGUGUUCAUGGUCGCCCUACCGAUUGUGGUCGGCACGUGGUGGUACCGGUCAAUCCGCUAUAGUGGCGAUAAGGUGCUGCUCGAUACGACCAACAUGUACUGGUACUUUUUCCACAAGACGCCCCACAUGCAGGUGAAGCGUGUCAUCAUGAUCCUGGCGGCCAGCUUCGAGUUCGAGAAGCGCCACAACAAUCAGGUCAUCGAGCGGCAAUCGGACAACGAGGAAGUCCCGUCUCUAAUUCGCCAGCUACCGUAUCUGAACGAAAAGUGCAAGGAACUACCGUUUUCACGCAGCUAUUCGUUGAAAGCCCGUGCCAUUCUGCACGCACAUUUGACCCGAAUUCCGCUCAAGGAGAGUACGCUCGAGAUCGAUCGCCAGCUGAUUGUACGCAAAUGCCCCUACCUGAUUCAGGAAAUGGUUAGCUGUGUGAGCCAUCUCAUUAUGUUGGCCUACGCGAGGAAGAUUCAGAGGCUUCCAUCCAUUGAAACGAUCGAAAACUGUAUGAAAUUGUCCCCGAUGAUCAUGCAAGGGCUGUGGGAGUCGAAACAUCCACUGCUGCAGCUGCCACACAUGACGGAGGAACUGCGCACCCAUCUGUCGCGAAAGUACAAUGUCCGCAACAUGCAGCAGCUGGCCCAGCUGAAGCAGGAUAAGCGACGCUCGGUAAUGCGACACCUUACCGACGAGCAGUACAGCAACCUGGUGAAGGUACUCGGCCGGAUGCCGCUCAUUGACUUCAACAUGAAGUGUGAGGUGGUGGACGAUGAAAACUCAAACGUCGUGACGGCCGGAGCGAUCGUGACGGUUACGGUCGAGCUGGUGCGACGCAGCAUGUCGGAGCUGUUCGGCGACUCUACGGCCAAGGAGAAGCAAGGAAUUACCGAGAGCAACGACAACGGUGACGGUGGCGAAGGUGAUGCCGAUGGUGAGCUGGAAGGCACAGACGACCAGAAGCAGGACCUAAAGGUAAAGAAGCAGCCCACCUGGCAGCCAAAGACGGCGAAAGGGGCUCACAAAGGCAAGAGCAAGGCAGCCCAAAAGAACCGUCGGUUAGUAGCGGCUGCUCAGGCCGCAAAUGCAGCAGCGGCGGCGGCGGCGGCAGCAGCAGCUGCAGCAGCAGCCCAAGCGCAAGAAGAGAAGGAAAAGUCCGUAAAGAGUGGUGACGGAAAGGAACAUGGUGACGAGGCGGAAUCGGAUGCGGAAAGUGGUGCUGAAAGCGACAAUGAUGCGAGCGAGGCCGCAGCCGAUGAUGAUGAUGAGUGGGAAAAGUUCCAGCAAAAAAUCAACAAGCGAGAAAAACUAGAAGGACGUUCCAAAGUGUCUCAUCCCGUGCAUUGUCCACUGUUUCCUGAGGAAAAGCAUGAAUACUGGUGGACAUACAUUUGCGAUCGGAAAUCGCACACACUGCUCACGGUGCCGUAUCACGUGACGAACCUGAUCCACCGCGAAGAGGUACAGUUGAAGUUCACCGCGCCAAAGUGGGCCGGCAUGUACGUGUUUACCGUGUGCCUGCGGUCCGACUCGUACUUCGGCAUGGACCAGCAGCUCGACCUGAAGCUGGACGUCAAGGACCCGGCCGCCAUCCCGACCGAGCAUCCGCAGUGGGACAUUAGCGAAUCUGAAUCGGACCAUAACGAAAUGCAGGCGAACGAUAGCGAAUUUACCACCGACUCGUCGGACGGUGAAGACGAGGAGACGAGGAAACGGACAGACUGAGGGGGCUCGUUUCAGCGUCCGGCGGGUUUCAUCCAUCGCAUUUGAAUGGUGGUAUAUUUUUUUGGGCACUAUCUCGAGGCAUUGGGCUAAUGUUGGAAGAUUCGUCAAAAUACAUGUUUUGAAUGUCCUAAACGAAUACUUCAUUUUAGAAAAUAUACGUAAGCAUUCAACAGUUUUGGGCUGAAAUCAGUGUACGAAACAACGACAGACUUGGACAUAUAUAGGACAAAAAAAAAAACAUUGCAGGAUUUCGGAAAUCGCACACAAUCAAGUUUAUUUUAGUUAAUUAUUUCAAUUCAAUCUAGCCAAGCACGCUACUUUGCGUUGGCCACGUGUUGUCGUCAUAAUCCAUUCCUUUUGAAACUGUUUUCGUCAUUUCCCUAAAACAAAAGGAACAGUUACAGUUUGUUUGCAAAACAGCAUUUGUAAUUUGUAUUAACUCUCCUGCGCAAGGAAGGUGAAGAGAAAGAGCAAGUUGUGCCUGUUUGUGGAUGGACAAAACAAAAUUUUCUCGCUUUUUUAUUCUUUUUGCAUUAAAAAUUUAAAAAUUUAAAGAAAUCGAUCCUCUCUUUGUAUUGGCAAGUGAAAAUCAGCAGCACUGAGGGACAAAUGGACUGAAUGUUGAGAAAACACUAUCUGGAAGUGAAGCGGUUCGACGCAAAACUGAGGAAUUGGGAGGAAAAGAAGGUUGACAACGUAAAAGAUUGUUUAUAUUUGUGUUCCUCUGGAAUAAAAGAAGGUACGGUGAAAUUAUAGCACCCUUGGGUAGUAUGAAAUAUACAAAAAUGUGCAAACA
This is a messenger RNA of Anopheles coustani, 3306 nucleotides long. It is a transcript of the gene Sec63, whose product is annotated as translocation protein SEC63 homolog. The transcript is spliced from 7 exons. The record is from RefSeq and is a predicted model, not a curated record. Gene Ontology annotation, molecular function: transmembrane protein transporter activity; RNA binding. Gene Ontology annotation, biological process: SRP-dependent cotranslational protein targeting to membrane; post-translational protein targeting to endoplasmic reticulum membrane. Gene Ontology annotation, cellular component: Sec62/Sec63 complex. The coding region runs from base 195 to 2510 and encodes 771 amino acids. Lineage: Eukaryota; Metazoa; Arthropoda; Insecta; Diptera; Culicidae.